Messenger RNA from Melanotaenia boesemani (Boeseman's rainbowfish), 1758 nucleotides. RefSeq names its product BCL2 interacting protein 3 like a (gene bnip3la). The transcript is spliced from 6 exons. Lineage: Eukaryota; Metazoa; Chordata; Actinopteri; Atheriniformes; Melanotaeniidae. The coding region runs from base 65 to 799 and encodes 244 amino acids. Gene Ontology annotation, biological process: mitochondrial outer membrane permeabilization; defense response to virus; positive regulation of apoptotic process. The record is from RefSeq and is a predicted model, not a curated record. Gene Ontology annotation, cellular component: mitochondrial outer membrane; nucleus; mitochondrial envelope.
ACCUACAACCUGUCUGUGGUGUCUGGACUCUGCGCAUGCGCACAUCCCACUCUGUGUGCGUGUCAUGUUGAACGUUAGAGCUGUAGUCAACAUGUCCACUGCCGCAGCUCCUCAAAACAAUAACGAAGAGCCUGGACUUCAAGGCUCCUGGGUAGAGCUUGAGCUGAAUGGAAAUACAGGGGCCCAGGGUAGCCAGACCAGCCUGCUACCAACACCUGCUGCAGACCAAAUAAAUGCAAAUGCAAGCAUGAGUCAAACCCUCCAGACCUUGGAAGUAGCUGAAAGUGAUGAAAACCUGAUUGGAGGACUAGAGCAUGUGCCAUCAUCCUCUUCGAUCCACAAUGGAGACAUGGAACGGAUCCUCCUGGAUGCACAGCAUGAGUCCAGUCCAAGUAACUCCUCCUGUGAUAGUCCUCACAGGCCACCAAGUCCAGAGCAGGACGAGGGACAGAUAACAUUUGAUGUGGAGAUGUCCAGCCCAACAGGUAGUCAGUCCGAGGAAGAAGGUACAGAGAAAGACAGAGAGGAUGAUAUCUUGAUGAACAAAGAAAUAGAUUGGGUUGCUGACUGGUCCAGCAGACCUGAAAACAUUCCUCCAAAGGAGUUCCACUUCAGGCACCCCCGACGCUCAGUAUCUUUGAGUAUGAGAAAGAGUGGGGUGAUGAAGAAAGGUGGUAUCUUCUCUGCUGAAUUUCUAAAAGUUUUCAUCCCUUCCUUGCUCAUUUCACACAUGCUGGCUCUUGGCCUUGGGGUGUACAUUGGGAAGAGAAUUGUUACAGCCUCCACCAGCUCUUACUAAACAGAACAUGAAGCAGUGCCUGGAUGUUCUCCUGUCUCCAACGCUCUCAACCAUUCUCCUGUAGUCAAGCUCUCUCUCUGCAUCUGUCCUACACCUACAUUUCCUCUCCAAUUCGCAUAAAUUGGUGUCAUAUUGUAAAUGUAGUCAUGCCCACUGUGUAGUUGCACUCUGCCAGAUUUUGAACUUGCAGUGACUUGAAUCCAACUCAUAAAUGUGUGACAGGAAUUUGAUGUCAGUUGGCUUCAGGUAGUUUAUGUUUUCUUGUCUUGAUGUUAAAGGAUAAGAAAUUGGGCCUUUUUCCUCAAGCUGCAUCUUUUCUUUGGUGUCUUAAAUGGCAAAAAGUAUGAACCAAUAUUUUUUUGCUAUAUCUGCAGUGAAAACUAUUCAAGUAGAAACAGACUCUGUGGGCAGAAGGGACUUUUUAUUACUUCAACUUAUUGAACUUAAUAUUCAAGAUGUAGUAAAUGAGGGGUUUGGUUUUGAAUGAUGCUGCACACUGGGAUCAGUUUUCUAAUUCUGCACAUUUUUGAGGAUAGAAGUUGCAUUAUGACAAGGUUUCUGCUAAAAGCUUUGUGAUUUUAAGGUUGGGAAGCGUAAACAUUCAUCUGGUGUGAAGCUUCAGAAUUUCACUAUGAGAAUGUUGGAGUGUAUUAUGAUAGUGAAACCUAGAGCAGAAGGCAAUGUACCAGGCCAUAUGCUAUUUUUUUUGUAUUUUUGCCUACAUAUCUACGUCUUUAACAUAUAAAAGCAGUAGCAAAGUGCCAAAUUUUUAUCUUUCACCUUUGCACAUUGGUGAUAUAUCUAAAGCUGUUUUUGUUUUCUUUUAUGUUUAGAUAUUUAAAAAUGUAGAUGUGAAAAAUUAUUUAAGCUGUGAUCUGCCCCACAUAAUAGACACCUGUCAACAUUGUACAAUUUGUUUAUAUGUUGAUAUGAAUGCAUAUUAUAUCUGAUGCAUUGUG